Camellia sinensis is the source of this 1041-nucleotide messenger RNA. The record is from RefSeq and is a predicted model, not a curated record. Lineage: Eukaryota; Viridiplantae; Streptophyta; Magnoliopsida; Ericales; Theaceae.
AAGUAAGAGUAGUUCUAUAUAUAUAUAUAUAUAUUCUGUGUAGAGAUUGGUGAGUUUUUAGUUUGUAAAUUUAUGUAACAGUGGAGUAGGUUGGGGAGAGAGUCACAGAGAUGAUGGGGCUGCAAUCUUGUAUGAAGAAGGAAUUGCCUUUUGCAGUAAUUGUAAUGUUGGAGUUUGGCGAUGUCUGUAGUACAACACUAUCCAAAGCAGCUAUGAAUGUUAGGAUGAACAGCUUGAUUUUCGUUGUAUACCACAAUGCUCUUGGCACCGUCAUUCUUCUUCCUUUUUUCAUCUUUCACAGGCAUAGGAUUUGUUUGACGCAGAUAUGUGUAUUCACCAGAAUCAACUAUAGCUCCCCAACUCUAUCAGCCGCUGUGUCUAACAUAUUACCGGCUUUUACAUUCUUGCUUGCAAUCAUUUUCAGGAUGGAGAAAUUUGAUUUGAGAAGACCAAGAAGUCAAGCAAAAUCCUUGGGGACCAUUGUGGCAGUGUCAAGAGCAUUUGUGAUGGCUAUUUAUAAAGGGCCACCACUGCUGAUAGCCACCUCGCCUUAUAAUUUACCUCACCCGCUUCUUUUGUUACAACAACAACCAAACUUGGUCCUUGGAGGGCUUUUCCUUGGAAUCUCUUGCCUUUUGGCUUCUAUAUGUAACAUUGUGUAGACAACAACUGUUAAAAGAGUACCCAGAUGACCGUAGUCUUUUUCUACACUUUAUUUGGCACCAUCCAGUGUGCAAUUUUCUCUAUCAUCGCUGAAAGAAAUCGAACUGCUUGGACUUUACCACCUGGGGUUGAGAUGAUUGCUGUUGCGUUUUCAGUAAGACUAUGAACUUAUAGGUUCUGUUUUAGCUGUGUUGGACAUGUUUUGGAAAGCCUAACUGUGUUAUUCUACCACAAUAUGCCUCUGAAUGCUCACUGCUUUGGUACAGCUUCUGAUAAACGCAGAAGCUAAAAUUAUCCCCUUUCAAACACCCUGGCAAGCUAAAAGCUGAUCAGUCAUUUUUGCAUGCACAAAGAAACUGUAUUAAAUACUCACAAAUU